GUUUAUUAAACUUCACGGAUAGUCUAAUUGAAAUUAAAAUUACAGCAAUUAUUAUUCAGAUUUCUAGACUUUAUAUUCAUCAGCUUUCUCUUUUUCGAUUUGGAAUGAUUCUGUAGACUGUAGAAAGAAAAAAAAACGGACUGGAAGAAAAAAUGUCGAAGGUUGCAAUGGAAUCUAGCUCCCGAAUUAACACAACGGGAUCAAAAUACACGGUAGCCACUGGCACAGGCGCCGUUCCAUCCACCUCCACUUCGAAGCGGAGUCGCAAGGCGGCGCUUGGAGGAGAUGAAUUCAUGGCAGCGGCAAUCGGAGAUACAGCCUGGCUGAGGCAGACACUCAAGGAAGGGAAAAACCCAGCAAAUUUUGACAAAAAUGGUUUGUCUGCUAUUCACCUGGCAGCUCUACAUGGCAGAAUGGAAUGCCUGAAACUUCUGGUAGAGAAGUAUCACGUGAGUGUGAACCUGGCCAGUUCUACGGGCUGGAGACCGAUCCAUCUCUGUAUCAACAGCAGGACUGGAAAGAGAGCUCUGGAAUGCCUGCAGUAUCUCCUGGAUGCGGGCGCUGAUCCAUCUGCCCCUAAUGAAGAUUUGAUGACCCCCACCCAUCAAGCUGCUAUUGAAGGAAGUGUGAAGUGCAUGGCAGCUCUUCUUGCUGGAGGCGGGGAUAUCAGUACACCUGAUUGCAAUGGCCAUCUACCUCUAGACUAUGCUAAAAUCUGGGGACAUAGAAAAUGUGCAAGAAUACUUGCCUCAGAGACUUGGAAGAGAGAGAAGGAGGCCGAGUUGACCAAGGUGACUGAAUUGCAACAGCUGAAGAAUCUCAAGGAUGCUGUAGAUGGUUGGGAAGAGCAGGACCAACAGGCUUACAAGAACAUUCAAUCUGAAGCGUCAUUCUCUGAAUGGAUGGACAAGAAAGGCAUAUCAGACAAACAAUCACCACGUCUUGUCUCACAUAAAAAGGAGUCUGCGACACUCGGAGCCAUGGCCAAUCAGCUUUACCAGGCUAACAGUCCUCGCAAAGCAAAUGUUCCCUCAGUCAAGCUACAGGCCGUCACUGAGAAGACCACAGGGAAAGGAAAGGCUGCGGGUUCCAAGGGAAAGACGCAAACCAAGUCAGCAGCAGCGCCUGCAAAGAGCCCCGGUGCAGAGCGUGUCGCACCCAGGGAGAGGUUAUGUAAAGGAAAGACAAAGCCAAAGCUAGAACCAGUACCAAAGGUCAAAGUCCCCAUCCUUCAAAUCACCGGUGAGCAAAAUGAAGACAAAGUCAACCUCUACAUGCAACCUGUGCCUGACCUAUCGCAAGAGGUCAUCGACAGAAUCCUCUUGGAGAAGCUCUCGCCCCACGAACGCCCUCUUUCCUUCAAGUGCAAGAACAUUAUCGAUGCUCAGCACAGGCGUCUCUACGACAGCAGUGUGAAACCUCUUGAAGAGGUCUAUGCACAUCUAUCCAAUGAUAAAUCAUCAACAUUGUUUCCAGGAGUGAGCAAUGGUGGGUCUUCCGCCGCAUCCACAAGGACAAGUAGUACCUCAAGCAAGGACAGUUUUGAUAACCAAAGAAUUGCAGAUGCCUUAAAACACAUAGCCAAACCUUACAAAUUUCCUCAGAUGCAAGGAGAAGACUUUACAUAUGGUUUUGAAGUGUUAUGAUGCUUAUUCAUUUGUUGAAUUACUGUUAUAUAUCACCGUACUCAGACAGAUAAGAAGUUCAAGAUAAAAUGCUAACAUGUUUUGAACUUAAAAGUCAUCUGAAAUACAUUUUCUCAGCUGGAGGAUUGGGUAAAGUGGGAAUGGGAAUAUUCUUCUUUUUUUUCCUUCAAAACUGUUGGAUCCAUCUAUACUUGUGAAAUUUAAACCAUUCACCCUCACUUCUUUUCAAGACGACAUACCUGUGUUCAUAUGUUCAAAUGUAAAUAACAGAAAAGUUGGAUACUGCUGUAUUAUCUCCAUGCUUUCUUCACAACCCCACAAUGCCUAAUUUGGAUCAGAAUGUGAAAUAUUGAAGAAAAAAAGGAAAUAUUUUUAAAAAAAUGCCAUGUCUUUCUGAGGAUAAUUGGUUAGAUUUUAAACUGAGGGUUCGUUUGUGGGUAACUCCAUGUAUCUUGGCAGUUUUUGUAUAGAAACGAAAUGUUGGUCCUACUUGAUUAUCUUGCCAUUUAGGAUAGAAUUUUACUAAAUCUUUCUUCUUUAUUGUAGUAUUUCACAUGCUUUGAUCAUAUUAUACAUGUGCACCUGAGAAGUGUGGCCAAGUUGAAUACUGUUAUCAAUUCAUGCUUCAUGUAAAAGAAACUUAUUUCUUGUUCUUUUCUACAGAUGCUCUUUGUUCCAAUGUACACACAGAAUAAAACAAAAUGCCAAAUCAUU
This is a messenger RNA of Strongylocentrotus purpuratus (purple sea urchin), 2360 nucleotides long. Its product is annotated as ankyrin repeat domain-containing protein 53. The record is from RefSeq and is a predicted model, not a curated record. Gene Ontology annotation, molecular function: protein binding. The transcript has 4 exons. The coding region runs from base 153 to 1646 and encodes 497 amino acids. Gene Ontology annotation, cellular component: spindle pole. Gene Ontology annotation, biological process: regulation of mitotic spindle organization; regulation of mitotic cytokinesis; mitotic metaphase chromosome alignment. Lineage: Eukaryota; Metazoa; Echinodermata; Echinoidea; Camarodonta; Strongylocentrotidae.